GGGGACGCAACUUUUCGGGACAUCCGGGUACUCUUGUGACCUCGGGUCAGAGCGAGGUGAAAUGUUGUAGCUUCACGUCACCUCGUUGGACGCAUUGCGCGCGAAAUAGAGGUCAUGUUAUAUUGACGCGACCAUGCGGCGGCGCGGUAUUUAAGCAUGUACCGUGUAUCGCUCUUAGCUCUAGCUCUGCGUUGAUGAUAUACGUACUCGAGUACACACGGGUACGCGCAGCGUCGUCAGCAUGCAGCGUCACCAGGUUUUGGUUCUUCAUUAUCAUCAUGCCUAAAAGCUGUGAAGCUGUGUACUGCACCAAUCAUAACUUUAAACGUGUAGAAAAAUUGUCUUUCUUCAAGUUACCUUCAAGAAAGAAAUCUCCGGAAAGACGAGACAAAUGGUUGAAUGCAUGUCAGAAACUGACCAAAACCGGUGGGCGAUGGAGCCCAGGGAAACAUGCUGUACUGUGCAGCAAACACUUUGUAACUGGUGCCCCAGUUUUGCUGCAGAAUCAUCCAGACUACAUCCCCUCUAUCUUCCCACACAAACCAAAUAGCACUGCAAAGGGGCAUCAAAACUUGAAGCGCUUUCAACGGAAAGAGAAAAUCAGCAAACGUCGGCUAUCAUUCUCGCAUCUUCAGGACGUAGACAAAGUACCAGAUCCAGUGCCACUUGAAGAUGAUUUCAUGCAACCUCCUGAAGCUGAACAGGCAGACGAAGCAUGUCAACAAAGCAGUGUGUCUACAGAAGAAGCUUACCAGCGUAAAAUCAAAAAGCUUGAGGAAGAGUUACUAGCUGUCAAGCAGGAAAGGAACGAAUGUCGUGAGGAAUUCAAUAAACUGCAGGAAGAUUGUCAAAAAUAUCAAGAAGAGUCAGAUAAGCUGAAAGAGCAGCUUGAAGGAAAGUGUUUGUCGUCCAAGAUAAUUCAGGGGGAUGACAAGAAGUGUCGUUUCUUCACUGGCCUGCCGCUGUCUGUCUACGUAAAAACAUUUGAGCAAUUAAGAAAGUUUGUACCCCAUGCUACGACCAAAGAUUCUCUGUCAUAUGAAGACCAGUUCUUUUUCACUCUUGUUCGCUUGCGGCUGGACUUGUCUUUUGAAUUCCUCGCUUACCAGACCGGAGUGGCAGAGUCAACAAUCAGGGGGUACUUCUGGCUUUGGAUUGACAUGAUAUUCUACAAGUUGGACUUCAUGUUAAAGUGGCCGUCUCGGGAAUCAAUUUCAGCUACCCUUCCAUCAGCCUUUAGAAAGAAGUUCCCGCGUUUGACAAGCAUCAUAGACUGCUUUGAGAUAUUCAUGGAGCAACCAAAAAACCUGCAUGCUAGAGCUCAAGUGUACUCAAAUUACAAAAAACAUACAACUGUUAAGGUAUUCAUAGCAUGCACUCCUCUUGGAGCUGUUUGUUACCUAUCUCCAGCAUGGGGCGGGCGUGUAUCAGAUGUAGAACUUGUAAGACAGAGUGGAUUCAUAGACCCUCAUCUCCAUGAACCUGGCGAUCAAAUCCUAGCCGAUCGAGGAUUCCUUCUUCAUGAUGACUUCGCUACGGUUUGCUCAGCAGAGCUUAUUACUCCAGCAUUUACAAGGGGGAAAAGUCAGUUGUCAGCAUGGGAUGUGGAGAAGUCGCGAGGAAUGUCGUCAAUUAGAAUCCAUGUUGAGCGUGUCAUUGGACUUAUGAAGAAUCGCUACACCAUUCUUCAGAACACUCUUUCAGUUUCCAUGGUGAAGUCACGGAAAGGCGAGGCAGAUGGUGACAACUUAUCCAGCAUAGAUAGACUGCUUCGGGUGUGUGGCAUUUUGGUCAAUCUCGGUGGGAGCAUUGUGUUCAAGGAUUGAUUAACUGUUUUGAACAAACUGCAGAAAUUACGAACAGAAUAGUGUUGUUGUUGUUAGCGUUUAGAUGGCGCUCUUCAAUCUUGUCAGAUUAUCUGCGCCACGGCGUUCCUUCUUUGAUGUUCAUCUUUUCGAACUUAAGAUCUCAUGGCUCACUUUUACUGAUUUUUUUUUUUUGUGGGGGGGGGGGGGGGGGGGGGGAGGUCUGUCUUUCCAGACUCCUGCUUUCCAGUUCAGAGUUAGCUUACCGUACCUGUCUCAGCGAAGUGCUACUGUGCAAGAUUAAAUAUAUGAAUUGUUAGCAUAUUUUCAAAAUUAUUUGUUCAAAUUCCAUGAAACUUGUACCCAAGGGUUAUCAAGUAUCACAAAUCAUAUGACACUC
Messenger RNA from Strongylocentrotus purpuratus (purple sea urchin), 2205 nucleotides. RefSeq lists its product as uncharacterized. The record is from RefSeq and is a predicted model, not a curated record. Lineage: Eukaryota; Metazoa; Echinodermata; Echinoidea; Camarodonta; Strongylocentrotidae. The coding region runs from base 195 to 1826 and encodes 543 amino acids. The transcript is spliced from 2 exons.